Messenger RNA from Dreissena polymorpha, 3136 nucleotides. Its product is annotated as delta-1-pyrroline-5-carboxylate dehydrogenase, mitochondrial-like. The record is from RefSeq and is a predicted model, not a curated record. NCBI's taxonomy places the organism in Eukaryota, Metazoa, Mollusca, Bivalvia, Myida, Dreissenidae. The transcript has 17 exons. Gene Ontology annotation, cellular component: mitochondrial matrix. Bases 107 to 1864 code for a protein of 585 amino acids. Gene Ontology annotation, molecular function: L-glutamate gamma-semialdehyde dehydrogenase (NAD+) activity.
AAUGCUCUGCGAAGCAAUCAAAUGGUUCCCUGCCUUCGCUGUCAUUAAUGUAUUGGUCCAGCAGAAAACACACCUUCAACAACCUUGAACUUUCACAAAUGUAAACAUGACGUUUUUAUUAAAAACAUUAAGAAUAAUAAAAUAUAAACUAUCCUACAGACAUGUCCGCUACAUGUCCUCAGAAACUUUUGACUUCAACACAUUUGUUGCCAAAAAUGAGCCGAUGCCAACAUAUUCCCCUGGCACCAAGGAGAGGAAUCUUUUAGAUGCGUGUGUGGCGAGCUAUGAAUGUAGGAUCCGCGACAUACCCAUUGUCAUUGGUGAUGAGGAAAUACGCACAGAGGGAGAACGCUACCAAGUUUGUCCGUUUGAUCAUGAAAGGAAGGUAGCCAGAUACUACUAUGCCCCCAAGCCUGUUAUACAAAAAGCCAUUGUCAGUUGCCUGUCAGGAAGAAAAGCCUGGGAACGGACCCCGCUGGCAAAACGAGCCGAGAUUUUCUUGCGUGCUGCAGACCUCAUGUCCAACAAGUACCGCUAUGAUCUGCUGGCUACUACUAUGUUGGGACAGGGAAAGAACAUCUGGCAGGCAGAGAUUGAUGCUGGUGCAGAGAUUAUUGAUUUCCUAAGAUUUGAUGUGCAGUUUGCAAGAGAGAUUACAGAAUAUAAACCAAUCAGUCCAAACCCUGAGGAAUUGAACAGUAUUAAAUACAGAGGAUGUGAGGGUUUCUGGGCAGCUAUUACUCCGUUUAAUUUCACUGCUAUAGGUGGACAUCUGCCUAUGGCUCCAGCAUUGAUGGGCAAUGUCUGCCUGUGGAAGCCGUCCGACACCGCCCUCCUGUCCAACUAUCUGGUGUACGAGAUAUACCGAGAGGCUGGGCUGCCAGCCGGUGUCAUAAACUUUGUACCGGCAGACGGUCCGGUAUUUGGUGACACAAUAACUGCAUCUCCAGACUUGGCUGGCAUCAAUUUUACCGGAAGUGUUAAGACAUUCAGUCACCUGUGGAAACAAGUAGGAGCUAACAUUGAGACCUACAAGAGUUACCCAAGACUGAUAGGAGAGUGCGGUGGCAAGAACAUGCACUUUGUGCACUCAUCAGCCAAGAUUGACCAAGUGUUCUAUGGAGCUGUACAGAGUGGCUUUGAAUAUGGAGGACAGAAGUGCUCUGCACUAUCAAGGAUGUACAUCCCUGAGUCAAUGUGGCCGACAGUGAAGGAGAACCUAGUCCAGAUCCAUAAGCAGCUGAUUGUGGGGACACCACUGUAUGGGGAGACGUUCAUGUCAGCCGUCAUUGAUGAAAAGGCAUUUGCAAGGUGCAUGUCAUAUCUGGAUUAUGCAAGAAAGUCUCCCAAUGUGUCCGUUGUUGCUGGGGGCAGGUGUAAUGACAGUAAGGGUUAUUUCAUCGAACCAACAUUCUUAGAAACCAAAGAUCCUAGAGACAAGCUCUUUCAAGAGGAAAUAUUCGGUCCCAUAGUGACAAUUUAUGUCUACCCGGAUGCAAAGUAUCGAGAGACGGCCGUAUUGGCCAGCAAGACGUCACCAUAUGCUCUCACUGGGGCGUUGUAUGCAGAAGAUAAGUCUGUACUUGAUGAGUUGUCAGAGAUUUUUGAAGAUAGUGCGGGCAAUUUCUACAUUAAUGACAAAUCUACAGGGGCUGUGGUUGGACAGCAGCCGUUUGGAGGAUCCCGCUUGUCAGGCACUAAUGACAAGGCUGGUGGCCCCUAUUAUCUGCUCAAGUUCCUGUCACCUCAAUCCAUCAAGAGACGCACCGUGCCUAAGACCACCUGGAAACACCCUUCCAUGGCUGUUAACUCACCAGGAAAAAUGGAGGUGAAUAAAAAAUCAUUCCCUCAUGUGACAGAUUAAGACUUAGAGAUUUCCUUGAAAAUCACCUUCUUCAUUGUGACAGAAAAAAACUCCAAGAAUUGAACAAACAGCACUGGUCCUGAGGAAUAUCUUAAUUCAGUAUUGUGGAGGCCGUGUUUAUUAUUACUGUAUAUAAUCAGCUUGUUUACUCAGGAACUAUGUUUAGGCUUACAUGUACCUGUAGUAUGAUCAUUUAUUUUUUAAGGUAUUUCCACUUCAAACAUGCCUUAGAAAAAAAAAUUGAAAAAAUACUCCUCACACAGCCUAUAUUCCGUUCGACCAACAUGUAACCAUGGAGACUAUGGUGGCAUGCGUGGCCGCCUUUCUGUGAUCAUAGACUGUUAAAUUUUGCAAUUAAAUGUGCUUCAAUUUUUAGAUUUAACAAUGUGUAUUGAGUUUGUUUUUGAGUUUUUAUUCAUACUAGCCGUGCAACUUUAGCCAAACAAAUUUUAGUUAAGAGAUUAAAGUACACUAUGUACAGAUUGGCUUUAAUGAUGAACUUCUCGAAGCGCUAUCAGGAUUUCUUCUUUCCUUAGCACCAUGUAUAAAAGUGAAUAGUAAUUUUGUAAAUUACCAUAUAUAUAUAUAUAUAUAUAUAUAUAUAUAUAUAUAUAUAUAUAUAUAUAUAUAUAUAUAUUAAAUAUAUUUCAAGGAGGUCUAUAAGCAGUACCUAUGAAUAGAUUUUUUCUAAGUAAGGAUAAUUUGAUUUUAUUUAUAUGGCACUGUUCUGUAAUUUCUAGAUUUACUUAAAUUAAUUUUCCAUUUCAUUAUUACAUUAAUAUAGUAUUCCUAUGAAGAUGUCAAGACAAUGAUUUGUUUUAUCAUAAUUUACAUAGUAUUCAAAUUAGUUUUGACUUAUUGUUGCUAUUACUUCAAUUUGAACAUUUUGGUCACAAAAAUAUUUAUAAAAAAAAACAUGUCGGUUAAUUGUUUAAGAUGGUUAUAUUUUAGAAAUAAACUAUUACUCUUAAAUAUUUAUUUAUGGUGUACGUAUUAUAUAACAAAUAGAACAAAUUUAUAAAUCAGCUAUGGAAUUUCAAAUGUUUUACUAUUUUUAAUGUUGUUUACUUGUGUUUUUUACAGUAAGAAAAUUAUUUUAUUUUUAUAUUUUAUGUUUUGCUGUUUAUAUUCACAUUGAACAAAACUGUAUGUUUUCAUAGACUACCAGUAAAUCAUUGAAUCUCUGUGCCCUUUGCGACGUUAAUGUAUUUUGCGAUGAUUUUUUGUUAUUGCAUACAUGUUUUGCUUUUGAAAUUAAAAAACUACAACAUU